Molecule: messenger RNA, 648 nt
Organism: Spodoptera frugiperda (fall armyworm)
Lineage: Eukaryota; Metazoa; Arthropoda; Insecta; Lepidoptera; Noctuidae
Product: cysteine-rich PDZ-binding protein-like
Exons: 3
Coding region: 274-576 (100 amino acids)
Biological process (GO): cytoplasmic microtubule organization
Cellular component (GO): dendrite
Molecular function (GO): PDZ domain binding; microtubule binding
Source: RefSeq, a predicted model, not a curated record
UCGACGUUGUCAACAGUGAUAGACGUGUCUCCCAUUCGUUCUCCAGUUUAUAAUCUGUGGCGUAUCUUAGUGAAUUGUUUGUUUGUUAUCAAACAUUUUGCUCCGAAAAGUGGAUUUAAAUAAAAAGUGCUACUUACUGUACAAAUAAAUACAAGUACACAGUUAAACGAACGAUAAAAUUACAAGAUAUUUUGUAAUUUACACUGAAUUAAAGUGUUUACCAUUUUGAGGUUAUAAACUUAGUUUGGUGAAAACUAAAAGUAAUAUACCAAAAUGGUUUGUGAGAAAUGUGAGAAGAAGUUGGGCCGUGUGAUCACACCGGACCCUUGGAAGUCAGGAGCCAGGAACACAGUGGAAUCUGGAGGGAGGAAAGUUGGAGAAAAUAAGGCCCUUACUGCAAAGAAAGGGCGAUUCAAUCCUUACACCAGCAAAUUUCAAGAAUGCAGAAUCUGCAGAACCAAAGUCCACCAAGUUGGAUCCCACUACUGCCAGGCCUGCGCCUACAAGAAGGGGAUAUGUGCUAUGUGCGGCAAAAAAAUAUUGGACACUAAGAACUAUAGACAGAGUUCUACAUAGAACCUUGUUUAGUUAGUUAAAAUAUUUACUGCUGUACUCAGAGUCAUUUAAUGAUUGCUUUACCCAGUCCUU